AUGCAAUGGAAGAAUGGUGAUACAACGAAUGGACAAGUUGUUGCUGGUGGUAAAGGCCGAGGAAAUGGAUUGAAUCAAUUGCAGUAUCCAACUGAUGUAUUAAUUGACAAAGAGACGGAUAGUCUCAUUAUUUGUGAUUUGGGGAAUCGACGAGUUGUACGAUGGUCUCGUCGUAGUGGUACAACACAAGGUGAAAUACUCAUCGACAACAUCGCCUGUUGGGGAUUAGCUAUUGAUGAGCAGAGAAAUCUCUACGUUUCUGACGUUGUAAAACAUGAAGUAAGACGAUAUCAAUUGGGUGAGAAGAAUGGCACUCUCGUAGCUGGUGGUAAUGGCGAAGGUGCGAAUCUUAAUCAACUCCACCAACCGGGAUAUCUCUUUGUCGAUCGACAACAGAAUGUCUACGUAUCAGACAUAAACAAUCAUCGUGUGAUGAAAUGGGUGGAAGGCGCAAAAGAAGGUAUUGCGGUCGCUGAACGACAAGGUCAAUGGUAUGCUCUGAUACAAUCGCCUCAUCCUAAUGGAAUCUUCGUUGAUACGUUGGGUACACUCUAUGUAGCAUACUGGGGGAAUCAUCGUGUAAUGCGUUGGACUCAAGGAGACAAGAAGCAAGGCACUUUAAUUGUGGGUGGAAAUGGUCGAGGAGCAGGAGUAAAUCAGUUCAACAUCCCCAUUGGUUUGUCUUUCGAUCGACAUGGUAAUCUCUACGUCGCCGAUCUUGAUAAUAAUCGUGUUCAACGAUUUUCUAUCGAAUAA
This is a messenger RNA of Rotaria socialis, 756 nucleotides long. The record is from the annotation of a GenBank genome assembly. NCBI's taxonomy places the organism in Eukaryota, Metazoa, Rotifera, Eurotatoria, Philodinida, Philodinidae.